GCGCUGCAGCUCUCACGUCCAUCUCCGUUGCAGACGAACAGGACUGGCAGUACACGCAACGUACCCACACAUCCCAACGCCUUUGCUUGUUUCACAAUACACGCAAUCACAAUAAAAAAGCGCACACGCUAAGGACUUAGUUCGGCUCGGACAGUCGCUUCAAACAAGAGAGCGUUAAUAUAUACUGGUGAAGGAAUAACGCAACUACGUUGACGCUAACAUCAAGAUGGAGGGCGUCAUUCAGUAUCGUUUGCUGGGCGACCACCCCGCCGCCUCCGGGAGGUACCUCACCCUCGGUUUCCCCGGCGAGACGACCACACGCGACAAGGUUGUCGAGCAGCUAAUCCAGGAGCACCGCAUCAACACCAGCCGAUACAAGCUCGAGGUGCGCAAACUGGUGGCCGCGCGCGACGCAGCUGGGGGCAAACAUACGUCUUCUCUGUCAUCGCCACCACCCGCGGGAGGGAUAAAUGCAGCAGGCAACGGCACCAAUAAUGCCGGCAGCUCCGAGGACAGCAACUUGACCGGCACGCUACCACGUGACGCCGUCGUCCCUGUUGUCCUGCACGAAAACGCCGAUCUGCACACCUACGACCGCCUCACCAUCACCGUUUCGCAGCGGCAACUCGCCGACGACGAUGCCACGCGCAAAGAACAGGCACAGCUGGAGCGGCAGCGGCGUGUGCGAGAGACGGAGGAGGAGCUGCUGGCCACAACGAACGCCGUGCUGCCGCCGCUCGCUGCGCAAGAUGAGGGCACGCCCAGCAACAGUGCCACUCCUUCGCCUCCCCCCUCUUCUAUAUUGGGGCAGGCGCAGGACUCCUCGUCACGACUUCCCGGACGUGGUGUUGCCGCCUCAGUAGACCCGCUUCGCCUGCAGCGCGCCGCCGCCCUUGCGAGUCAGCUCUUCCCCAUCAUGAAGGGUCAGCACAGCACAUUGAGCGGUAUCGAUGACUCUGCGAAUACGCACCAAUGUGUGCUGUGCCGUCUCCCGGCCUUUGAGGAGCAGCUGACCAGUUGUUGUCGCUUCUGCGUGUGUGCGAGCUGCUACGCCUCCGCGGCGGAGAUGGACAUGGAGGAGGGACGGUGCCCUGUGUGUGGCACCAAGAACGCGCUGCCGCAGAAGGGCAGUCAUGGUGUUUCCGCGGAGGAGACCACAACUCUGGAUGGCGGUGGUAGUGGCGACGUUGGCAGUGGUCAUAAGCGGGCGAGGGACGAGGGUGACCUCUCGCACCGCGUCGGGUGGAAACGUGAGGGCGCCGGUGAAUCCAAAGAUGUGCUGCAGCGCAGUUUGGGGCUAGAUGAAAAGCUGGGCGACAUUCACCGUCGCGGUGGUGCCUCGCCGAGUAACAGGGACGCAUCUGGUUCACCUCACGAAUCCUCUGCUGCCGUGUCGAAGGAGGUGCUGCAGAUCGAAGAGCGGCUGCGACAUGGCCUGGAGAAGGCGCUCGCCGCGCUGGACGGGCCGGACACGUUGUCCGCCGCUGCCAAGGCGAAGCGCGUGAUCGGGGCUGAAUUGGCCGCCUUGUGCGAGCAAUGA
Molecule: messenger RNA, 1540 nt
Organism: Leptomonas pyrrhocoris
Lineage: Eukaryota; Euglenozoa; Kinetoplastea; Trypanosomatida; Trypanosomatidae
Exons: 1
Coding region: 227-1540 (437 amino acids)
Source: RefSeq, a predicted model, not a curated record